AACAAAACAAAAUGUUUGCGUGAGUGUCAAAAGAACGAGAUUUUGCAUUAUUAUCGCUUAAAAUAAUAUCAACGCUAAUAACGAAAACAUCGAUAUGGAACUGCCGUUAGUGCUUGUUGAGAGCGAGCAUAGCUUUCGCCAGGGCGAAUGUUUUAGCUCAUACGAGCAGUUCAUUGCCAGACUGGAACGGCACAGUGCGAACGAUUUUGUACACUACUGGCGUCGAGACUCACGAACUAUUGAAGGAGCCGCCCUCAAGACAGCACGUCCGAUUGCCGCAGCCCUCCGGUACUAUUCUGUGCGGUAUUCGUGUAUCUUUGGGGGCCAGCGCUUUACUACUAAGUCAACCGGAACGAAGAGAGUGCGAUCCACGCUUCGGAAUGACUGUCCGGCAUAUAUUGCCCUGCGCGCGUCCAAGUGUGGCCAACAGUUGGUAGUGAUGGGCACAUCAAACGUACAUAACCACGAGGUCACUGAAGAGAUAAAUAAAAAUCUGGCUCACAAUAAAAAGCUUUCGGCGGGAAUGAAACACGAAGUAUUGGUGCUUCUUUUUCACAACAUUGAUAAGAAACUGAUCAGGGAGUAUGUACGCCUGAAAAACGGCAAGGAGCUUACUACCAAAGAUCUUUUUAAUUUAGCAGCCUCAUUGCGGAAAAACUCGUGCUUUGAGCGAAUGAUACUUGACACCAAAAGAAGUUUGGAAUUGGUUGCAGAGCUAAAGGAAUAUAUAAACAAAAACGGUUCAUACUUUCCGAGAGUUUCAUCAGUCGAGCUACAUAUGAAACUAGAAGUAGAAAAAUCCCCACAAUCUGAUGUGGCAUCUCAUUGCACAGAUACAACGGAGGAGCGUUUAUUGAAUGACAACUCAAGUGGCAUGAACGCAUACGUAAACAAUUCAAAAGACGAUCAAAUGGUUUCAGGCUCAAUUCAAAAUGAUUAUACAAAUCAUGACUAUGUUUUUGAAUUCCUGGAUGAUCCCGUAAUACCCAAAAGCGUUGCAAACAGGAAACGGGCAAGGUGGAAACCUGUGACUUGUUUUACCUGUGGUGCAAAUAAUCAAAUAGUGCGAGCACAACUAGAUGUGUUGCGGGCUCGAAGAGACAAACUGCGAGAAGAAACUCAGCUACUAAAGCUGAAAAAACAAAAACUUAAAAUGGAACUAAGGUUAAUGAAGCAAAACAUACAUGAUCUCAAAUAAUAGCCAUUU
Molecule: messenger RNA, 1207 nt
Organism: Topomyia yanbarensis
Lineage: Eukaryota; Metazoa; Arthropoda; Insecta; Diptera; Culicidae
Exons: 2
Coding region: 95-1198 (367 amino acids)
Source: RefSeq, a predicted model, not a curated record